Coccidioides posadasii C735 delta SOWgp is the source of this 798-nucleotide messenger RNA. RefSeq lists its product as uncharacterized. Gene Ontology annotation, molecular function: nickel cation binding; GTPase activity. Lineage: Eukaryota; Fungi; Ascomycota; Eurotiomycetes; Onygenales; Onygenaceae. The record is from RefSeq and is a predicted model, not a curated record.
AUGGCUACACAGCACUCCCACUCCCAUUCGCAUGCUCACGAUGCCGGCUCCCAUGGCCAUACGCACGAAGUCCUCGACGGUCCCGGCUCCUACCUGAACCGCGAGAUGCCAAUCGUCGAAGGGCGUGAUUGGAAUGAUAGGGCAUUUACGAUUGGAAUUGGAGGACCAGUAGGUUCUGGGAAAACGGCUCUGAUGCUGCAGCUCUGCUUGGCCCUGCGGGAUACUUACAACAUCGCCGCGGUGACGAAUGAUAUCUUUACGAGGGAAGAUGCCGAAUUCCUAACUCAAAAUAAAGCUCUCUCUCCUGAACGCAUUCGUGCCAUCGAAACCGGCGGUUGCCCGCAUGCCGCUGUCCGAGAAGAUAUUAGCGCCAAUCUGCUUGCUCUCCAGCAACUCCAGCGCAAAUUUGGAACUGAUCUCCUGCUCAUCGAAUCCGGCGGGGAUAACCUGGCAGCGAACUACUCACGCGAACUUGCCGAUUUUAUCAUAUAUGUCAUCGAUGUCGCUGGCGGGGAUAAGAUUCCGCGAAAGGGUGGCCCAGGAAUUACAGGAAGCGACCUGUUGGUUGUGAAUAAGACUGAUUUAGCAGAAGCCGUAGGGGCGGAUUUGGAGGUGAUGGAGAGGGAUGCGGCGAAGAUGAGAGACGGUGGACCGACGAUAUUUGCAGUCGUGAAAAACGGGAAGGGCGUGGAGCACAUUGUUAACCUGAUCGUCAGCGCGUGGAAGUCCACGGGAGCGUAUGAUAUUAGUCUUGCGAGGUGGAAGGCUGGUGCACCCAGAGGUUCCGGCCAGGUGUAG